This is a messenger RNA of Varanus komodoensis (Komodo dragon), 2474 nucleotides long. RefSeq names its product heme-binding protein 1-like. The transcript has 7 exons. Lineage: Eukaryota; Metazoa; Chordata; Lepidosauria; Squamata; Varanidae. The coding region runs from base 705 to 1439 and encodes 244 amino acids. The record is from RefSeq and is a predicted model, not a curated record.
UGCAGGCUGCCAGCUCGGGCCGCUCUUUCUCCCUCCUCUGCCCCGCUGUUACCUGGGAGACACCACCUCGGCGCCCGGACACCUGGGUUCCUCCCCCUGGGGCGUGAAGGCGCAGCCAGUCCCGGCCGAGGGGCCACCCUGAGCCCUCCAGGGUGGUUUCUUUCGAGACACAGGCCACCCGCAGACACACACACACAAGGAGCCCCCCCCGCUUGCGUCUUUUUCGGUGCCCGGCAGCGGCCUUCCCUCGCCUGGGGCCCUCCAGCCAGUAGGGGGAUGCUGGGAGAUGUAGUUUGGCUCAUCUGGAGGCCCCAAGUUGGGAAGGCUACUCUAGAGCCUUCCUCCUCUCCUCCUCGCCACCUAUUGCUCUUGCUCCCGCAGUUGGAUAGCUCCUGUGUACCUGCCUGUUAUAACCGCCAGGACAGCCUGCCUGUUGCUAAAAAGAAAAUCAAGCGCAAGACUUUGCCUCCCAUUUCUAACAGAGACUUCCAAAUGUCAGGAAGGAACCCAGCAGUUGUAGCUUUCCUCUGCACUGACUCUGUGUGUGUAUACACAUACGAGAGAGCACUGCACCUGUUGAAUCCCUGCUUGUCCUACUGCCAGGGGGUGACCAUCAAGAAGGCCUUCUCAUUCCUAUCCUCAAGUCUGCCUUGCUGGAGGACUUCAGACAUCAAUUGCAGGGUACAGGAACUGCAGGGUUUAAGAUGGCACGUAUCACCCUUGAGGAGCUAAAUGAACUGGAUGAUGAGGUUGUGGAUGAAGAUGAUGAACCGAUGGAAGAAGAGGAACAGAACAGGCUGUUUUCGCAUUGGGAGGCAGUAGCCAGCACUCACCAAGUGUCACUCCCUCAGGAGAUGGCAGGUCCAAUACUGCAAAUGACACGCCAUAACCAGCCACGAGAGCCAGUACCCUACACAACUUUAUCGCAGCAUGAGAAGUGUGAGGAGAUAGCAUAUGAGGAACGACUGUACCCAGUUGGGAAAUGGGCAUGCGUCACCAAAGGAGAACCCAAGUAUGAGCAGAGCAUCUCUAUGGGUUUCAUGAAACUAAUACGGUACAUCUGCAAGGAGAACUCCUUAGGCUGCCAGUUGGGGAUGACAGUGCCAGUGGUCAAUGAGAUCCACCUGAAUAAGGAAGGCACUGAGUUACUGCAGGACGUCAUCACUGCCUAUUACCUCCCUGGGGAAUUUCAGCUUAACCCCCCUCUCCCCAUGGACCCGGACAUCCAAAUCCUAGAGAGAGCACCACUUCAGGUCAUCACCAGGGUAUUUUAUGGGACAACUACAGAAGAGACAAUUCUGCGUGAGAUCCACCUUCUCUGGGAGUUGCUGGGCUCAACUGAAAACGUGCUCCGUGAUACCUACAUGGUGGCUGCAUACCAGAACCCUGGUGUCCCUAAUCGUCGCAAUGAAAUCUGGUUUAUCCGGCGAACAGACUGAAAGCACCCUGAAUCCCUGACAAGAUUACAAUCCACCCCGUCACUGGAUCCAGUUUAGAUGGCAGUUGUAGCCUGAAGGAGAUGAAUGCACAUCCUGACUCACUAUAGGAUAGAUGAGCUGUUCCUUUACCCCUGGGUGAAUCAAGGAGUAAUGCUCCUUUCUGUGAGCUCACAGCAAAGGAAAAAAGCUAGUCACACAAAUCUCCCAGAGAGGGUUUCAAUACUGCUCCUGCAGGGGGUUCGUGUGAGAAUAUGGAGUUGUUGAUGGAGGUGGCAUUGGAAAAAACUAGGGGUGGCUACUUCAAUGGACCCCAACUGCUCAGUGAAUGAAGGGGCACUGGGGACUGUAGCUGUUGAGCAACCCAACAGCAUCCCACAUCUCACAUUCCAAGGGUCAGGUAACAAUCCUGACAUGAAUUUGGAGAGCAAGUCCAAACAUCACUGCCUACAGCUGUGUCUAUAGCUGAGAGAUGGUGAUGGAUGGACCACAAGUUGCUUGUAAAUGGAGAAUUUCACUUCUUAUGCUCUGGAACAUCCCUUUCAGUCAUGCACAUGAAAGGCUGCUAGUCAGCUUACUCUCUAAGAGCAGUGAAGCUCCAUUUUCACAGUUUCGGAUGAAAUAGCUUUAGACUUUUCUCCUGACUGGAGUAACUUGAACACAUUUCCAAUUACAAAUGGAAAAUCCCUGCCAAGGGCUAUGGCCCAGAGGAGGUUCUGAGGAGUUCAGGGAGACUCUCCUCCAUGGCCUAAAGGUCCUCCUGUUUUUCUAAGAGUACUUAGGAAAACACAGGCAAUCCAUGGCCUAGCAGCCAGCUGGGACUUGUGUGCACCUCUUCUUAAUAAAACCAGCCGAAUGGCUUGGUAUGAGCAGAGCAGGCCAUAUAUUUGCAAGUUGUCAUGGGCAGCAUUUUGUCGCUGUGUGUUGCGUUGUGCAUUGAUUGGUUGGUUUCACACUCAUGGAUGCUACUGCCCUCUCCCAAAGGAGGCUAGUAGCGUGAAGCAAACCUGAAAUAAAAUAUAGUUCAGACCUUGUGAA